Molecule: messenger RNA, 1093 nt
Organism: Gopherus evgoodei (Goodes thornscrub tortoise)
Lineage: Eukaryota; Metazoa; Chordata; Testudines; Testudinidae
Product: cytochrome c oxidase subunit 4 isoform 1, mitochondrial
Exons: 5
Coding region: 181-708 (175 amino acids)
Biological process (GO): mitochondrial electron transport, cytochrome c to oxygen
Source: RefSeq, a predicted model, not a curated record
GUAUGUUCUCCCACAAUCCCACGUCUGUGCAGCUGAGUUGUGCUAGAAUAAGAGUCUCUGCUGGCCUGGCCGGCGUGUGUGCGCUGGCCCCGUGCCCAGAACCCAGCACAAGCUGCACUUCGGGGACGCCUGUUGCCUCCAUUUCCCAGCUGGCUGCAGCCCGCCCUGCCUCGUCCUGCAAUGCUCUCGCUGCCGGCCCUGCGCGUGGGCACCCUGGCCAGGAGAGGAGUCCUGGGCGCUGCCAGCAUCAGAGCAGCACAUGGCCAUAGCGGACAUGUGGCGACUCAAGAGGACAUGUCGGUGCCCCAGUACUGCGACAAGCGCAGCUACCCGCUCCCCGAUGUCCCCUACCACAAGGACCUGGGCGCGGAGCAGAAGGCCCUGAAGGAGAAGGAAAAGGGAUCGUGGAAGCAGCUGAGCAACGAGGAGAAAGUGGCCCUCUAUCGCCUGAAGUUCAAUCAGACCUUCGCAGAGAUGAAUAGGCCAUCCAGCGAAUGGAAGACGGUGCUAGGAGGCGUCUUCAUAUUCUUUGGCUUCACUGGAUUAAUCGUGUGGUGGCAGCGCGUCUAUGUGUUCCCCCCGAAGCCGCACACCCUGACGGACGAGUGGAAGGCUCAGCAGGUCAAGAGGAUGCUGGACAUGCGCGUGAACCCCAUUCAGGGCUUCGCCGCCAAGUGGGAUUACGACAAGAACGAGUGGAAGAAGUAGAGGGGACGCCCUCCACCCCCCAUCUGCAGCGGGCAGCGCCUGCACACUGCCAUUCCCGGGCAGCAAGAGGCCAGCGCUCUGGGGGAGAGCAGCUGGAGCAAAGCCACUCUUGCCUGGCUCCCCUACCCCCAUCCUUCGCUGGGCUGCCAGCCCGAGCCCCCCCACCUGACCCCUCGUGCCUUGUCCGCAGCUCUCCCUCUCCUGCGCCAGCUCAGCUGUGCAGCCUGGUCCUGGGCAGUGAGCUGGCUCCAGUCUCCGCCCUGCCCCUCCCUGGCCCACUGGGGGAUCCGUCCUGUGGCCCGGCCUGUCUCUGGUGAAUGAGCAUUUGGCACUGUCGUUCCCUGCUCCCAUGGAAUAAAACACUACAGUAAAUCUGCAAUGUGCA